AUGGGUUCGAACAAUGUUGACGACCCGAAAAUGCCCCAAGUUGGUACAAUUAUCAAGCAUCCCACGUAUGAUUUUCAAGUGAUCCGAGUUUUGGCAUCAGGACCUUUCAGCGAUGUGUUUAUCGUCCGAGAAACCCGCUCCAGCAAGUUGUACGCAAUGAAAGUGGAAAGGGAGGAAGGCAACAUAAGGUGAGGAGCUUAUUCUUUAUUUUUUCGAAUUUUAGGUAUCAAGUUGAUGAGAAACGGCUAAAAAUAGUCAGAACUUUAUCAAAAACACCAUUUCAGGCCAGUUCUAAAGCUAGAUGUCUUCGUCUUAACUCAACUUGGCGUUCACAUUGGCUUUCCACAGCUAUUGGCGGCUUAUCGAACCAAGUACUACAAGUUUGCCGUAAUGCAGCUAGUGGGACCGGAUUUGGGCCGAUUACGUCGAGCUAUGCCUGGAAAACGCUUCUCAACGUCCACGGCCCUUCAAAUUUGCAUUCAAACCCUGAGACGGAUCGAAACAUUGCAUGAUUUGGGCUGGUUAUGUCGGGAUAUUAAGGCGCCAAACUUUGCUAUUGGAUCGGAUGAUAGAGAUGGCAUUGUUUAUAUGCUUGACUUUGGGUUUGCUAGGAGAUAUCGGUGGGUUUGGUUUUAAAUUCUUGUUUUAGACCAUUUUCGACCACUUUUGAGUUUUUUCUUCUUGUUCGACUUGAUUUUCUAGUUUUUUUGCUUGUUUUCGACAAAGUUUUUAUUGUUUGGGUAACAGUUAAUUACAUUUUUGUAUUUUAGAUGCUUUACUUUUCAUCUGCGAGACUUUUGCGGUUUUUUACCAUUUUUUUGUCAUAACUUUUGUACAAAUGCAGUUAAACGCUCAAAAUUUAAAGUGAGAGUAUAUUAUUGAUUUUGACAAUUAGCGAUAAAAAGAAAAUUUUUAAUUUUACCGCAUUUUUUGAGUUACAGUAAGUUUACCGUAAUUUACUUUUUUUAAGGUUUUUUUUGGGCAUAAAUGGGCUUUAUAGGCUUUGUAAAUGAAUUAUCUUUAGGUUUUGACUUUUUUUUGUGUUUAAAAUUUUUUUGUUCACAUAUUUUUAAAAUUUUCAGAAGUUUUUGAAAUUUAAAUUUUUUUGAAAUUUUAAAAGUUUUUGAAAAUUUUUAGUUUCAUUCUUAUUUUCACAUUUUCAGAGACAAAUUUGGCAAUCUGUUACCACCAAGACCGGCGGCAGCCUUAUUAGGGACGAUCCACUACGCUUCGCUGGCUUCACAUCAGAAUCAAGAACAAUGUCGACGAGACGACCUGGAGAGCUGGCUGUAUAUGUGUGUCGAACUGUGCGCCGGGUCACUACCAUGGGCAAAGCUGGACCCAUUAAAACAUCAUAAAAUCAUCUGCGAUUGGAAACAAUUCAUUCGGGUUCAUGGCCGCGAACUCUUCUUCCAGGACUGUCCUGAAGAGCUGGACCAUAUCCUGUCCAUCAUUGAUAGCUUGAGGUGAGGAGAGGGGUUUUGGAGGGUGGGUAGGGUAGGGCAAGUUAAGCUCAACCAUUCUGUCAACCAUUCUAAGGUAGGAAUGGUUGAGAGAGGGGGAGGGGUAUGGUAGGAUAGGGUAAGUAGGGUAUGGUAGGGUAAGGUAGGGUAUGGUAGUAUAAAAUAGGGCAAUAUAAGGUAUGGUGCGGUAGAGUAGGGUAAAGGUACUAAGUUGUCACUUCCAGCUUCACCGACCGUCCCCACUACGAAAUGAUGGAAUACCAACUAAGGCUGGCACAAGAGCGCCUAAACCUCGACCCAUACGCCAAACUGGACUGGCAACACACGCCAAUGCUGAAACAGAAGGCCAAUUUUGUGGGCGAAAUUGGCCAAUCCAACCAGGCCUCGCUGGAAAUGCGAAACUUUAUGAAUCCGGCAUCAGAAGCCAUGAUCCGUCACGCAGAACAAAAUUCCGAAGCCAGAAUCCGGCACGCUGAAGAUCAAGGCAUGACUGGUCGUCCAGAAGCCAUGAUUCGCCGACCAGAAGAGGAAUCUGGAGUCAUGACAGCCGUUGAACCGCAGUACUCAUUCACUAAUACCGCGUUGGAGCUGAGCCCGAGGAACAAAAUUAAAAACUGA
Molecule: messenger RNA, 2081 nt
Organism: Bursaphelenchus okinawaensis
Lineage: Eukaryota; Metazoa; Nematoda; Chromadorea; Rhabditida; Aphelenchoididae
Source: the annotation of a GenBank genome assembly